AUGGGAGCGUCGGAUACGGCUGCAGUAGCAGCCCCUGCAUACAACAAGAACAUCGAACGUCUGCGAGAGACCGAGUAUCCUACCCUACGGGAUAACAUAUAUCUGGACCACGCUGGAUCCACAGUAUACGCACAAUCACUUAUCCAGUCAUACGCGGUAGACCUGCAGAGCAACUUGUACGGGAACCCUCAUUCGGACAACACUCCAUCUCGCAUGUCCGGUGCCCACGUUGAUGCGAUUCGCGAGCAGCUUCUUCGCUUCUUCGGGGCAGGCCCUGACGAGUUCGACCUUGUUUUCACAGCCAACACGACCGCCUCAAUUAAACUAGUUGGCGAGUGCUUGUCCAACUAUACUCGGCCUCGUGGAAUGUCCCCUUUGGGCAAGCGGGGAUUCAAGUACGUUUACCACCAGGAUUCUCACACAAGUCUAGUCGGACUGCGUGAGAUAGCGACUGGCGGGAGUAUGUGCCUGGCAAGCGAUGCAGUGGAGAAAUGGAUUGACCAAGGACAUGGUUCACGACGCAAUGCCACACUCUUCGCGUAUCCCGGACAGAGCAAUAUGACUGGGCGCAGAAUGCCACGGUCAUGGCCCCGUAGGAUCCGUCAGAAUUUUAGAAAUACAUACGUUCUCUGGGAUGCUGCCGCGAUUGCCUCUACCUCUCCGCUAGACCUCUCAGACGCCGAAUCCGCCCCCGACUUCACCGCAGUCUCGCUAUACAAGAUACUUGGAUAUCCGGAUGUCGGAUGCUUGAUUGUGCGCAAGGCAGCGGCCAGCAUCCUCCAGCAGCGCCGGUACUUCGGUGGCGGCACGGUCGAUAUGGUCAUCAACUCCCCCUCAGCCCGAGUCCCCUCCUGGCAUGCAACCAAGACCGAGUCAAUCCAUGACGCAUUAGAAGACGGAACACUACCCUUCCACUCAAUUGCAGCAAUUCCGCAUGCCAUCGAAACACACAAAAAACUAUUCGGGAGAAUGAGCGAUAUCUCAUCCCACUGCGCAUUCCUCGUCGCGGACCUAUACCAAAAACUGCUAUCGUUGCGGCACUCAAACAACGGCCCCCUCUGCCGGAUCUACACCGGCUCAGAGAAACAAAACUUCGGAGAUCCAAAUCUGCAAGGGCCCACCAUCGCCCUCUCCGUGCUCGACCCAUCGGGAAAUAUCCACGGGUACGCAGACGUCGAGCGCCACGCAGACAAGGAGAGAAUCUACCUCCGCAGCGGGAGCGUGUGUAAUCCCGGGGGCAUGGCAUAUCUGGGCUGGGUGCGGAUGGAAGAUAUGAAAGCGGCCUGGGGGGCGGGACACCGCUGCUCCGACCCCAUCCAAGAGGUUUAUGGACAGGCGACGGGUAUUGUACGGGUUAGUCUUGGGGCGAUGAGCACGAUGGCUGAUGUUGAUGGGUUUGUGGAGUGGUUGGGGCGGAGUUAUCUUGAUCGAGAUAUUAGGUUGUCGUGCUCGGAGAAAGGGGAGAGGUCGCAGUGUUCUCUUGACAUGGCGAAGGCAAGUAUGAGAACUGGUAAGCAGGGGAGAUUGUGGGAAAGAAUGGUGAAGAGUAUUGGUUUGAUGUUUUGUCAACGUGCAUGUUGA
This is a messenger RNA of Aspergillus versicolor CBS 583.65, 1581 nucleotides long. RefSeq lists its product as uncharacterized. The record is from RefSeq and is a predicted model, not a curated record. The transcript is spliced from 2 exons. NCBI's taxonomy places the organism in Eukaryota, Fungi, Ascomycota, Eurotiomycetes, Eurotiales, Aspergillaceae. The coding region runs from base 1 to 1581 and encodes 526 amino acids. Gene Ontology annotation, biological process: molybdopterin cofactor metabolic process. Gene Ontology annotation, molecular function: molybdenum cofactor sulfurtransferase activity.